CUUCACUGGUAAGACAAAGAGUGAUACAGAAGAUGAAGAAACAAAUUCAAGACAUGAACACCGAACUAACUCAGGACGCAAAAAAGCUAAGCGACGAUAUUUCAAAUUUUUUCGAUUACAUACAGAGUAACUACGAAGCCGCCUCUGCCAGUUUUCAAAAGGUAGUUGAUUUGGCUAAAAGUAAUUAUAAGAAACUGGAACAACUGAAUGAUAUGGAAGAUAAAUUGUUUGUUCUACAAAGUGAGCUUCGAGAACUGGAGCAACAACUAUUAGAAUGCUUGAUGUGCUACGCUUUUCUCGGAGAAGUAGCUUCUGAGGAUUACGGAGAGAUAGAAAGAGUGCUUCCAAAACAAUUUUUAAGAAGUUUCGGCCCGAAAUUUGCUGAUGAAGAUUUUGUCUCGAUACAAAAAAAUGUGUUAGAAGACAUUUUAGAGGAUAGAAUAAUAAUUGAACCAAUACAGAAGGAUGUCAACUCUGAAGAUGUAUUAAGAUUCUUGGAACAUUUCAAGCACAGUAAUUUCUCUCUUGUGCGUAAUAACCACGUGCGCAAUAACUAUUUCUCUAAUCUGCCAUCCAGCAUCAUAAAUAUGAAGACGGAGUCCUCACAAAAAAUGAAGGACGAGAUAGAUGAAUGGAAUAUGAAGAUUUCAAGAGUAGAAAAAGAUCUUGAAAAGGCAAAAGAAAAAAAUGACAAGCUUGAGAAUCAAAUAAAUCAUUUAUUGAACGAAGAUCCUGAUGGGACGAAAUUGAACAGAGAAAAUGAACUGAAGAAAAUAACUGAGAUAUAUAAACUUUGCACAAACAGUGAAGUACAAUACAUGGACAUUGCGUUGAUGAAAGUAGCCAUAGAGGAUUCUCUGGAUAAUUUAUUUAAGGAGCUUGAUGUUUUUCCAAAGAAAAAAGUGAAGGAAUUGUUGAAGAUGUUAGACGCCGAAAAAAAGUUGAGUGAAAGAAAAGUUGAAGAAGCUUUGAGGGCUCAACGGGCUUUCGAAAGGAAGAAAAAUUUGAUUCAAUCUAAGAAGGAAAAGAAGCGUAUAGGAAGCUGAAUUCUAAAAGAAAAUUCUUUUCAAUCCAAAAUACUUAUUUAUUCUGAGACAUAAAACAUGUGAGAGUGGUUGAGAAAAAUUUCCCAUAUUCGACUAGUUCAACAAAAAAAUUUCAAUUA
Messenger RNA from Parasteatoda tepidariorum (common house spider), 1165 nucleotides. RefSeq lists its product as uncharacterized. The record is from RefSeq and is a predicted model, not a curated record. NCBI's taxonomy places the organism in Eukaryota, Metazoa, Arthropoda, Arachnida, Araneae, Theridiidae.